This is a messenger RNA of Colletotrichum destructivum, 183 nucleotides long. RefSeq lists its product as uncharacterized. Lineage: Eukaryota; Fungi; Ascomycota; Sordariomycetes; Glomerellales; Glomerellaceae. The transcript has a single exon. The record is from RefSeq and is a predicted model, not a curated record. Bases 1 to 183 code for a protein of 60 amino acids.
AUGUUUGCUGCCAGCUUCUUCCGAAAGUGGUUCGAUGCCGUUCCGCACGCGGGUGCAAAGCUGCCAAAAGUCAUGAAAUCAUCACCCGAACGAGAGCUCCCCAGCUCCCCAGUAAAAUCAAUCCUGCCAGGGGCGGAGGGGGUUUGCCGCUGCAGCUACAGGGUUUGGAGCAACCAGCAUUGA